UGUCCCAAAAAAAAAUUGGGCUCUUUUGGUGUCGUUAAGGCUUAGUCCAUGAAUUAUCGGUACUCAUCAAAUUCAACUUUUAACCUAGACAUCAUUACCCGUUGAGACGCCUACCUACAUAGUUAGGAGAGAAAGUUGCAAUGGCCGCCAGUACCCCGCUCUAUGCCUAUGUCUCCCCUCGCGAAGGAUACGAAAAUGUCCCCCCGCUGCCAACUGAGCUCAACGAGGAUGGCAAGAGCUUCAGGAACCCACCACGAGAGGGGUUGAGUAAGACGUAUGAGGAGUUCCCGGCUCCCCUAGACACCGGGCGCCAAGGUGGCUUUGACGUCCACAUUUACCAUUUCCAAAGCAAUCCAGAACAAGUGAAGCAUGCUAAAGACCUUUGGGAGCGCAUCCGGAGGGAAUUCCCAGAGUUGAGGAUUUACCGAUUCUGGGAACAACCCAUCGGCCCCCAUCCCGUGGCUAUGUUUGAAGUCAACAUCUUCACGCCAGCACAGUUUGGUGCAUUCAUACCGUGGUUGACCAUAUACCGAGGCCCUCUUUCCGUGCUUAUUCAUCCCAACACCAUCGAGGAAGGCGUUGACCAUAAUGCCACGGAGCUCCGCAACCACACACAAAGAGCUACGUGGAUGGGCGAAAGGUUGCCUCUGGACACCAGCAUUUUCUACCGCAGUAAAAACUGAGUAGUCGCGCAGAAGGAUUAGGUCGCGUAGAUUGGAUUUCACGUGAAUAAAAUCAUUCAAGACCCCGCCUCUUCUUACGUAUUACCUCGCGAAGUGUCGACGUACCUUCGGCACAUUUGGUGAGAUAGAAUGCCCUCUGUGAGACUCACUUGAGUAAAUGACAUUAGUAUCUUCCGUACGUUUUUGCUUCUUACUUGAUGAGUACCGCAGACCACUUCUACCUUGGCAAGACAUGU
Messenger RNA from Colletotrichum phormii, 919 nucleotides. RefSeq names its product dopa 4,5-dioxygenase. The transcript has 3 exons. The record is from RefSeq and is a predicted model, not a curated record. The coding region runs from base 141 to 683 and encodes 180 amino acids. NCBI's taxonomy places the organism in Eukaryota, Fungi, Ascomycota, Sordariomycetes, Glomerellales, Glomerellaceae.